Pygocentrus nattereri (red-bellied piranha) is the source of this 2087-nucleotide messenger RNA. RefSeq names its product gamma-glutamyltransferase 5b (gene ggt5b). The transcript has 12 exons. Gene Ontology annotation, biological process: inflammatory response; leukotriene D4 biosynthetic process; glutathione catabolic process. Gene Ontology annotation, cellular component: plasma membrane. The coding region runs from base 3 to 1829 and encodes 608 amino acids. The record is from RefSeq and is a predicted model, not a curated record. NCBI's taxonomy places the organism in Eukaryota, Metazoa, Chordata, Actinopteri, Characiformes, Serrasalmidae. Gene Ontology annotation, molecular function: leukotriene-C(4) hydrolase activity; glutathione gamma-glutamate hydrolase.
UAAUGAGGGAGGAGUUAAGGAGGAGCAGUGAGGGAGGCUUUUCCACCCCCGCCGUUGUGCAUGGCGCACUGAUUGUAGUGUGGGACAGUGUGAGGAUGGGGAAGGAGAGGCGCAGGCUGGUGUGUGUGUGCUGUGGUUUGGUCGUGGCUGUGGCGGCGGUGCUGUUGAUCAUUGUGUGUGUGUCUCGUUCUAAAUGUCCAGGGAGGAGAUUCUCCCACGGGGCCGUCGCCGCCGACUCACUCAUGUGUUCCAACAUCGGCAGAGACAUACUGCUGGAAGGAGGUUCUGCGGUAGACGCUGCGAUCUCUGCACUUCUGUGCACAGCGCUGGUGAACCCUCAGAGCAUGGGCCUGGGGGGCGGAGCCAUCUUCACCAUCAUGGACAAGAGUGGUAUGUCCAGGGAAACGAGGUGGAAAGGAAACGGGAAGCGACCUACAGCUCUGAGCACUUGCCCUAGAAAGGUGAAAGUAAUCAGCUCCAGAGAGACGGUUCCAAAGAACUUCACGCAGGACCUCCUGAAGCGCUGUCCCAAAACCUUCCAACUUGCCGCAGGCCAGGAGUGGAUUGGCGUUCCAGGGGAGUUGCGUGGUUAUGCUAUUGCUCACAAUAUGUAUGGAAAGCUGCCAUGGCCUCGACUGUUUGAGCCAAUUAUUAAACUGGCCCGAGAUGGCUUCCCCAUGCCAGCGUACCUUGCAAAAUUCCUACAGCAUAAAUUCAUCAAACCUGUGGUGGAAAAAUUCCUAUGUCAAGUGUUCUGUCACAAGAAUAAAACGGCUCUUGAUGUUGGAGACACACUCAAGUACCCCAAACUCGCUGACACCCUGGAAAUCAUUGCCAAACAGGGGCCUGAAGCCUUCUACACCGGCCAAGUCGCACAGGAUCUGGUCCAGGAUGUGCAGGAAGCAGGCGGAAAAUUGUCUUUGGAGGAUUUGGAGUCCUUUAAGGUCAGAGUGGACGAAGCGCAUACGGUCUCGCUCGGAGAAUACGAGAUGCACAUUCCUCCUCUGCCAGCAGGGGGCGCUAUGAUCAGCCUUAUUCUCAACAUCAUGCACGGCUUUGGCCUUUCGCCAGCAUCCCUUCAGGGUAACCAGACAGCCCUGACCCUCCAUCGCUACAUAGAGGCAGCCAAGUUUGCAAAUGGACAAAGGAGGAACAUAAAGGACCCUUGGUAUAGCCAUCAGAAUGUGGACUACAUGAUGGAGUCCAGCUUUGCUGAAAAGGUCAGGGCAAUGAUCAGUGAUCACUCCACACACUCAACCUCCUUCUACAACAUCACACCGUUCUCAGACCGCUUCGGGACCACACACGUCUCCGUCCUUGCAGCUGACGGCUCUGCGGUGUCUGUCACUAGCACCAUCAACCACAUUUUCGGAUCAUUUGUGUACUCUCCUAGAACAGGCAUCAUCCUGAAUAAUGAGCUGGCAGAUUUCUGUGACAGGGCUGAUUCCAUAUCAGCAGGGGAGCAGCCUCCGUCCUCCAUGGCCCCCACCAUCCUGCAGUCCAAGGAUCGAAAGAAGAUACUGGUUAUUGGUGGAUCUGGGGGGAGCAUGAUCACCACUGCCAUUGCACAGUCAGUAAUGAACCACCUGUGGCUUGGGAAGAGUCUGAAAGAUGCCAUCAGUGAAAAGGUGGUGUUUGUAGACGGCCAGAACUCGGUGAAUUUUGAGCCUGGAUUCCAGCAGUCACUGAUUGAAGAGAUGAGAACUCGAGGCCACAGCAUUAAGGAUCGGGAUAUCUUCCUGAAUGUGGUCAACGCUGUGGAGAAGGAGCAUGGCUGCAUCAGUGCCUUUUCUGAUGAAAGGAAGAACGGGAAGGCAGCGGGUUACUGACCCACCCUCUGCCCCACCACACCCACCGCUGCACUGACUGAAGCCCAGACACGUCCCUCAGCAGCACCUGGACACCUAACCUGGCGAUUGACGCUCCUGGUGUUUGGUUUUGCUUUAAGUGACUUCAGAGGAUUUAUAGUGACUUUCUUAUGUGUAUGUAUUGUAUAUUACUUUUGCAUCUUCACCAAAUCAAUGCUGAAAAGCCCAAUAAGCUCACAGUGCAUUAAAAUGUUUGAGGACACGUUCCAAAUGAUUUUA